UAGAGAGAACCGAUCCUUAAACAAAUUUAAUUUUAUAAAAAAAAAUAAAAUAAAAAACCCCUUAGAAAAGACAACCCAAAUGGCAAGCAAUGAGUGCACCACAUGUAGAUCCGACGACCCCACAAAAUAUGCCAUUUCUCUCUUGAAUUCCAUAUGCCACUCCUUAAAAUUCCACCCUCCCACGUGUCACACUCUCCCUCAAAAAUCUCCCCUUUUAACGCCGUCACUCCCACCCUUCCUCUCCACUUCCCUUUCUCCGUCAAAUCUAACUCCGUCAAUUCACCCAUUCCUCGUUUCUUUCACCCUCCAACAUCCCACCCCCCUCCAUACACCCUCACAUUCUCCCAUUCAUCCUCCAUUUCCUCUCUCCUCCUUUUCCUCUUCCGCCAUUGAAGCAGCCAUGUCCGACCUUCCCCAAGAACACCAUGAAUCCUUGAUGGACAAGAUUUCUGAUAAGAUUCACGGUCACCAUGAUUCCUCUUCGUCUUCUUCAGAUGAUGAAGGUCAUGAAAAGAAGAAGAAAUCCCCUGUUUCUUCUCCUUCUUCUGCUCAUGUUCCUCCUCCUGAUGUUCUUCCUGAGCCUGAGGUUUCUGCUGCUGUUCCUUCUUCUACUUCGUCUAAGAUCUACCGCCUUUUUGGUCGCGAAAAGCCUGUUCAUCAGGUUCUCGGUGGUGGCAAACCUGCUGAUGUUUUCCUAUGGAGGAACAAAAAGAUUUCUGCCUCUGCACUUGGUGUAGCUACUGUUGUUUGGUCUGUUUUUGAGUUGCUUCAAUAUCACUUGCUGACCCUUCUCUGCCACAUUUUGAUAUUUACCCUUUCGGUCCUUUUCCUCUGGUCAAAAGCAUCUGCAUUUCUCAACAAGGCUCCUCCAAGUAUUCCCGAUGUUCAUAUUCCCGAUAAUGCUCUCAGAGAAUUUAUCUCAGUAUUAAGAUUUGAGAUCAACCGAGCUCUUUCAUUGUUACGGGACAUUGCCUCUGGGAAAGAGCUUAAAAAAUUCCUCGCAGUGGUAGCAGGCUUGUGGGUUCUGUCAAUUGUAGGCAGUUGGUUCAACUUCCUGACUCUUGUUUACCUAUUGUUUGUUCUGUUGCACACUGUACCUGUGCUCUAUGAGAAGUAUGAGGACCAUGUAGAUUCUUUCGCUGAGAAGGCAUCAAAGGAGCUCAAGAGGCAGUAUGCUGUAGCCGAUGAGAAGUUCUUGAGUAAGAUUCCAAGAGGGCCCUUGAAAGACAAGAAGGCUGCAUGAGGAGAUAAAUUAGAGCUAGCUAUGAGUCUAUGACAAGGUUCACGCUGACAUUUGCCCUGCUGCUGUUGUUUUUUGGGUAGAAGUUUCAACUCUUUAUGUGGUUUAGGACCCCUUGUUAAUUGUUUUUCGACGUAUAUGAGUUCAUAUUUGAAAUGAACCAGGUGCUUUGUAAGAUAGUUCCUAGUCCUGGAAUCUGUUUAAACACCUAUAGCUUCUAGUAUUAUAUUCAGUACCUUGCAAUAUUGUAGGAUGAAGUAGAUGAAAAAUAAUGUAAUUUUGUACUUUCAUACCCUCGAUUAUGCCUUGCUUUCUGUCACUCCUUCAAUCCUCUUGCAUGAGCUGUGUUAAAGGAGUAAUGUUGGUGAAUAAAUAUCUAGUAAAUUUUUGAUCUUGUUAGAAUAAAAGCUAUCA
Molecule: messenger RNA, 1654 nt
Organism: Chenopodium quinoa (quinoa)
Lineage: Eukaryota; Viridiplantae; Streptophyta; Magnoliopsida; Caryophyllales; Amaranthaceae
Product: reticulon-like protein B4
Exons: 5
Coding region: 80-1243 (387 amino acids)
Source: RefSeq, a predicted model, not a curated record